UCGAUAACAGGUAUAUCGUUACAAUUUAAGGAAACCGAAUGUGAAGUCCCUAUUAGUUUAUCGAUCUUCACAACCCUAUUGGCAGAUGGCGUCAAAAAUCGAUCUAAGAAUCCCUAGUUCACCCACGAGAGAAACGAUAUCGCCACAAAAUGUCGGGCCAUUUUAGACCACCUACAUCGGCGCAUGUACUGCGUAAAAUCAAACAGCUAUCUGUGCCCAAAGCCGAUGCAAUCUACAUGACCAACCGAAAUCCUAGGAAUUUGGAAAAAUUACGUAUUGCCAACAAACCAAUGGGUUAUCAUCUGGAGAAACCGGGAAGAUCAUUUUGGCACAAACUAGAGGUUAAUGUUUCCGGGCGUUACGUGACAGCCGAAGUGAAACAUUUCCAAAAUGGACCAAUAAUUUCGGCCAGUACGUCAGAAUGGGCAAUCAAAAAACAGUUGUUUAAAUCAAAAGAUACCACAGCAUUCAUCAACCUAGCCCGCGUUUUAGCAGCUCGUUGCCAACAGUCGGGUAUAACAGAAAUGAUGUGUAACAUAGAGGCAGUACCUGGUGGCAAAUUGGAUAAGUUUCUCAAGACCGUUGAAGAAAACGGUGUUGCAUUGAAAGAACCACCUCAGUACGUCAAUCCUAAGCCUUGGGAUGCGAAAAGGGAAGAUAAACCAUGGGAUGUUUUGGAAGAAGAUAUUAAGAACUAAGUUAUUACAUAUGCAAUACACCCAAAGUUUUUGUUAUUUCAAUAAAUUUGUUUAGAAUUUA
Molecule: messenger RNA, 759 nt
Organism: Musca domestica (house fly)
Lineage: Eukaryota; Metazoa; Arthropoda; Insecta; Diptera; Muscidae
Gene: mRpL18
Product: large ribosomal subunit protein uL18m
Exons: 2
Coding region: 150-698 (182 amino acids)
Biological process (GO): translation
Cellular component (GO): ribosome; mitochondrion
Molecular function (GO): 5S rRNA binding; structural constituent of ribosome
Source: RefSeq, a predicted model, not a curated record